This is a messenger RNA of Papilio polytes (common Mormon), 1116 nucleotides long. RefSeq lists its product as uncharacterized. The transcript has 2 exons. Bases 180 to 758 code for a protein of 192 amino acids. Lineage: Eukaryota; Metazoa; Arthropoda; Insecta; Lepidoptera; Papilionidae. The record is from RefSeq and is a predicted model, not a curated record.
GGAGAGCUCAGUGUGAAAACAACGUGCUAAAUCCAGAAAGCGAUCCCGUGUGAACGUGCUUCGAGCGACGUACGCGCAUUUCUCUGUUGACAACAGUAAUCAUUUCGUAAUCUCGCGAAUCAAUCGCGUCUAGGACAGUAGUGCAACGUGUUUUGUGACAAACAAUUUUGUGCUACAAUAUGUUGGACAAGUCAAUUUUUGGCGGUAGUUGGGAGAGCGUGGUGUCGAGAGAUGACUACGAAAUCGACUACAGCCCGAGUCCAAGAGGAUCUCCAUUGAAGGACACGUCCAACAUUCAAGAGGAAAGUUCCUACUGCAUCAGUCGUCAUAAUCCGAAUAAGACUUUCCGUCGCGAAUCAGUUAUCGCUUCUUGGAAGAGUCUGAAGAAAGAGAGGGAGCAAGCUUUAGGCAAAAGGAUCAUUUAUAUCGACGCUGACAAUUACGAAGACUACUACGGCAGGAACAAGGUUAAACGUUGCAAGAGCGACAGGAGUGCUAACAUACCUCGCAACCGAAAGGUGAAGAGAACAUACUCAGUCCUUUACAGAUAUGAUCCUAACGAAGAAAAAGUGAUCAAGGAAUAUAAAUACCAAAUACCUAGGGAAUCAGAUACACCGAUCUACUCAGGCCUGCAGAAAUCUUACUCGGAGCCAUUCCUCAGGCCGGAAAGAAUGCCUAAGAAGAAAGUGAAGAGGUCUUUCACCACACUUUUGAACAUUAAAACCAAGUUUCUUAACAUAUUCUCGUCGAAAAGUUAAACAAUAGUUGUAUAAAUUUUGGUUUAAGUUGCUCAAUUAAUUGCAUUUCUUUAAUUGUAGAUAGUGCUCAUUGGUGUAUUGAAGACGUUUCGUCUUUAGUGAUAAAAAGGCAAAGUAUUAUAAGGUAUUGAAAUGUUGUCUUAGAAUUAAUCAUAUCGAGAAAAUUAUUAUCAAGAUACUGUAUCGGUACUACAGAACAUUGACUUAUCAUGAUCGCAACGUAAUAGAACGACCUUAAUUAGAGAAUAUCACAACACCUCUUUGAAUAUUGAGUAUAAAAUUAUUCUAUAAACAGAUUAUUCGUGCAACCGUGUUCUAUAGGUGGGAUCGUGGUCAAGCGCUGAUUUAAAAAAUCAUA